GGCUCCUGCUCCUCCUCCUCCUCGGACGACAGCAGGCAACAUCUAACAUCUCACCACCAGGCUGCAGCUGCAACGAGGGGGUGCGUUCACCAAAUAUCGUCGUCGUCUUGGACAACAUUCGAGCAAGAAAUUGAACAAUCUGUUCGACGCACAUGAAGGAGUCAUGUCUAGCUAGCGAGCGGAGAGAAGCUAGCUGCGGCUAGCUGGUCGCCGACGAGCGUCGAACUCUUUUUUUUUUUUAAUCAUUUUGUCUUUCUUUCUCUAAACUCUGCAUUGUGUAAUGUGGCGUGGGCUUGAGUUGGUUAGUGUGUGAGUUGGUUGAUGUAGUUAUGGGGGGGAUGUGUUGUUGUGGAAGUAUGUAGGUCAGUGUAGCUGAGCGAUGCUAGUAUGUGGGUCACACUGCUUGCUAGCUAACAGCUGGUUAGCACAGCUAGCUCAUGGCUUGUGGUAGAAGUUAGGAUAUACGCUAUGUUCGCCAGCACAUUCUUUAGUUGUACUGCUUUUAAGUCGUCGUGUACCGUGUAACGUUGCUGCUGCUGCAUUCGUGGUGGUUUGUUUGAAGCUGGAUGCAUUUAGCUAGCAGAUAGCAGGCUACAAACAAAGGUAGCUGCUUCUGAAAGUCAUCAUUCUUUAAAUGUGAGAUCAAAUCUUUGCACAUUUUCAACACGGUCCACAUGCUCGGAUCAUGUUCAGCUUAGAGCCGCGUCCCCCCCGCGUCUAGCCGGCCAGCAGCAGCAGACCACCGGCCCUGAGGGUCUCAGGAUGGCCUUUCACGGCGCAGGCCGUCAGACGGUUUGUGGCGACUUGUUCUCAGCCUCCGACUUGGGCCACAAGUACUUCUACGUCAACUCAGCGUGCGGAGCUCCCCCCACGGGCCUCGGCGCCACCCCGUGUGUGAGCGGACACCCUGCCCCGGCCGGGACCCCCAGACACCCCACCGCUCUGGCAGGGAGCACCGGCGGUGGAGCCGCCGUGCCUCAACCGUACAGCAACCCGGCAAGCGAGGUACCCAGCCCCGCAGAGAUGGAGCCCGACCGACCCAUAGGCUAUGGCGCCUUUGGUGUGGUGUGGUCGGUGACGGACCCUCGCGAUGGACGCAAGGUGGCGCUGAAGAAGAUGCCCAACGUCUUCCAGAACCUGGUGUCGUGUAAAAGAGUGUUCCGGGAGCUUCGCAUGUUGUGCUUCUUCAAACAUGACAAUGUCUUGUCAGCGUUGGACAUUCUGCAGCCGCCGCAGAUAGACUGCUUUGAGGAAAUAUACGUGAUCACGGAGCUGAUGCAGAGCGACCUUCACAAGGUCAUCGUGUCUCCUCAGCCGCUGACCACCGACCACAUCAAAGUCUUUCUCUACCAGAUCCUUCGAGGCCUCAAGUACCUUCACUCUGCUGGGAUCCUCCACCGUGACAUCAAGCCUGGAAACCUCCUGGUCAACAGCAACUGCCUGCUCAAGAUUUGUGAUUUCGGGCUUGCUCGGGUGGAGGAGCCCGACCCCUCACGUCACAUGACCCAGGAAGUGGUGACGCAGUACUACAGAGCGCCCGAGGUGCUGAUGGGCUGCCGCCAUUAUGGCUCUGCCAUCGAUGUGUGGUCGGUGGGCUGCAUCUUCGCAGAGCUGCUGGGGCGCCGCAUCCUCUUCCAGGCUCAGAGCCCCAUCCAGCAGCUGGAUCUGAUAACGGACCUGCUGGGAACGCCGCCACUGUCUGCGCUAGCGUCUGCCUGCGAGGGGGCCAGGGCCCACAUCCUGCGUGGACCGCACAAGCCGCCGUCGUUGUCGGUGCUGUACAUGCUGUCAGAUGGCGCAACUCACGAGGCCGUGCAUCUGCUCUGCCGCAUGCUCGUCUUUGACCCGGCCAAGCGUAUUUCUGGCGGUGAUGCACUGUCUCACCCAUACCUGGACGAAGGCCGCCUGCGCUACCACACGUGCAUGUGCCAGUGCUGCUACUCCGUGCCCAGCGGGCGCGUCUACACACGAGACUUUGAGCCAGCGGCCGAGCGUCCGUUCAGCCACAGCUACGAGAACAGCCUGCUGUCCGUGUGGCAGGGCAAAGAGCUCAUCCAUCGCUUCAUCACCGAGCACCAGCAGGGCAAGCGGGUGCCGCUGUGCAUCAACCCUCAGAGCGCCGCCUUCAAGACCUUCAUCAGGUCCACCGCCUGGCACUCGUCCAAGGUGUCCCGCAAGGAGGAGAGAUGAACGCCUCCUCGCCAUCGCCACAGGAGGACCACCACACACCUUUUGUCCACUUCCUGUGCAGAAACGUGGGCGGGAGCCCACUGCGGCCUUGCAGGUGCUGAUUGUAAAGAAAAUAGAAAGACGAGAAAAAGUAGAAUAGUUGUUGCUUCGUCAUUCCGCACAUGUAGCAGCCUUGAGCGCCCCUGGUGUCCAUGCCGCUCAGCAGCAGCAGCAGAAGAUUCUGGGAAAAUUAACUUGUUCAUUCCUCUUUGGCACGUUUUUAUUUUGAAAGUUGUGACAGGAAGUGUGAUGGCACAGUGUUUUAAUCCUUAAUUUAUUGUGCAAGACUCUGCCUCCAUGAUGGCGCUCGCGAACAAACGCUGAGCGGAGCGCCCACACAUUUUAAGACCUACCCACUCAAACCCCCUUUUCCCUCCCCAUGCUACUUCCUGGUCCUUCCCGUCCACCCCCACACCCCCCGCAGUGGGCUUGGCGGCGUGCUGCUGUUUUUUUGUCGCCACUUCCUGUCUGUGGAGGCUGGAUGAUGACGAGUGCUAGCGUUGGUUCUGGUUCUGAUGCUCACCUCCCAGAGAGGUUUCAACUUCCUGCUCUUGUUCUAUCAGAACAAGUGGUGGUUCUUGAAAUGUACUGAGACAGGCAAGCACCGGCGGUGCAUUCAAGGACACGUUGUUUGGGUCUUUCAAGACUCAGCAGUUCCAGAGGUCCCGCGUGGUUCGGUCCUUCUUGACUGUAGGAACUCUUGCCAGGAAUUUUCUGGGAUCUCAGGAACUUUUCACGGUCAAGCAUUGCCAUGACGAGCUGACUUCUUGCUGCGGUUGUACUUCACCUGCACCUCCAGCAGGCGGCGCCACACAAGGCUUUUAUUUAUUCUGAGCUUGGGACUUGUUUUACUUUAGCGGGUUUUCUUUGGACUUGACAACCAGAACACCUCGUUAGUCUCACGGCUUUUUUUCCCCCCCCUUCACCGUCACUGAGGUCACGUGACAUUGGAUCACUCCGGGCCAUUUAUUAGAAACGCCAGCAAGGAGAAGUGUUGCAUCAGGUUCCCAUUCAUUCAUUCAUGGUGGGCAGCCGCAAAUAGAUUAGGUACCCUCACUGAUAAACACAAUAAAAAGGAACUGUGUGUGACAACACUUGUUGUUCCAACUCCGUACACUAGAUGGCAUCGUAUUCAGACUCUGGGGACUUCCUGGUGGGUUUUUUUUAGAAGGUUUCUAUUGCUCUUCUUAAGGAGCAGUGAGCAAGACACAGCAACCCCCCCCCCCCCCCCCCCCCCAAAAAAAAAAAUCUAAAAACACUCACAGGCGGCUGUCUUGUUUGACAUUAAACAAAAUCCAUAAAGGAGCAACGAGAAAGUUAAAUUCUUAUCUUAAAAUUGUCACUCUCCCACUGCCAUGAAUAGAUUGCAGUCCCGUGGGCAAACACUGAGGCUGGUGUUGCCAAUAAAUUGGCAAGUCAGGUUGUGCUUCAUUAUCGUGUUUGUUGAUUAUUUUGGGAACGUCUCCGCUCUUGUUGGACACACACCCCCACCCCGCUUGACUCCCUCGGCUCUCAUCGUCUUUAGCAAUUAGCCUCGUUUGCUCGUUUAAAAAAAAAAACUUGUUUGAUGUUUUGAUUCUGAAAUAUGACACUAAUGUUUGAAAGUGUUUUAGAUAAAAGUUUGAGUUUGUUUUGUUUUUUUUGACUUGACAAAUACUUGAAUUUCUUAAACUGGUUUGCGUUGUUAAAGUAGAGCGUGAUGAUGAAUAAAACCACACUGGAAUAA
Molecule: messenger RNA, 3955 nt
Organism: Dunckerocampus dactyliophorus (ringed pipefish)
Lineage: Eukaryota; Metazoa; Chordata; Actinopteri; Syngnathiformes; Syngnathidae
Gene: nlk1
Product: nemo-like kinase, type 1
Exons: 11
Coding region: 763-2190 (475 amino acids)
Biological process (GO): protein phosphorylation; intracellular signal transduction
Cellular component (GO): nucleus; cytoplasm
Molecular function (GO): MAP kinase activity; ATP binding
Source: RefSeq, a predicted model, not a curated record